AUGAUUAUGACAUUAGGCCGUCAAGGCAAAGUUAUAGAAGCUAGGAAGGUGUUCGACGAAAUGCCUCGAAGAGAUGUUGUUUCUUAUGCUUCAAUGAUUACUGUUUAUUUAAAACAUAAGGAUCUUCCUAAAGCUGAGAGGUUGUUUUAUUCCAUGCCUGAGAGAAAUGUAGUGUCUGAUUCUGCUAUGGUUCAUGCAUAUGCUAAAGUUGGCAGACUCGAUGAGGCUCGAAGAAUCUUUGAGCGAAUGCCUGAUAGAAACGUUUAUGCGUGGACCAGUUUGAUUUCUGGGUAUUUUCAGAACCGUAGAGUGGAUGAAGCUCGAAAGUUGCUUCAAGAAAUGCCUGAGAAAAAUGUGGUUACCUGGACUACAGCAAUGGUGGGCUUUGCUCAAAAUGGUUUGAUUACUGAGGCACGACGUAUUUUUGAUCAGAUUCCUCAGAAAAAUGUCAUUGUUUGGACGGCGAUGAUCAAGGCUUAUGUUGAAGAUAGUCAGGUGGAUCAAGCUCUUGAGCUCUUUGAUAAGAUGCCUGAACGUAAUUUAUAUUCUUGGAAUGUUAUGAUUCAAGGUUGUUUACAUGAUAACAGGGUGAACAAAGCUUUGGAACUAUUUAACGCAAUGCCAUGGAAAAAUGCAGUUUCUUGGACAACUAUCGUUACUGGUCUUGCACGAAAUGGGUUGAUAGAAUUGGCAAGAGAGUACUUUGAUCAAAUGCCAAAUAAGGAUCCAGCUGCGUGGAACGCUAUGAUAACGGCCUAUGUUGAUGAAGGCCUAGUGUCUACGGCCAAUGAACUUUUUGAUUUGAUGCCUAAUAAAGAUAUUGUAAGUUGGAAUGUAAUGAUUGACGGGUACGCAAAAAGUGGCCUUGAGGGUGAAGCAUUGAAGUGUUUCAUUCUCAUGCUUCGGUCGGGCUUAAGGCCUAAUCAGACUACUCUUACCAGUGUAGUGACCUCGUGUGUGGGCAUCUUGGAGUUAUUGCAAGCACAUGUUCUUGUUUUACUGCUAGGAUUUGACCAAGACACUUNUAAGAAAGAAAAUGAAGGAGAGAAAUGUGAAGAAAGUACCCGGUAUUAG
Messenger RNA from Nicotiana tabacum (common tobacco), 1074 nucleotides. RefSeq lists its product as uncharacterized. Gene Ontology annotation, molecular function: RNA binding; protein binding. Lineage: Eukaryota; Viridiplantae; Streptophyta; Magnoliopsida; Solanales; Solanaceae. Gene Ontology annotation, biological process: RNA modification. The record is from RefSeq and is a predicted model, not a curated record.